Closterium sp. NIES-67 is the source of this 664-nucleotide messenger RNA. The record is from the annotation of a GenBank genome assembly. Lineage: Eukaryota; Viridiplantae; Streptophyta; Zygnematophyceae; Desmidiales; Closteriaceae.
AAAUCGGUCGACUCCAUGGCAUCCGCGUUGGCUCCAUGGCAACCCGAUUGGCUCCAUGGCACCUCGGUCGGCUCCAUGGCAAAUCGGUUGGCUCCAUGGCAACUCGGUUGGCUUCAGCAGUGUCUGCAUAGCCACCAACCCUCGUCUAGCAUUUUCUUUGUAGCCAUGGCUUCUACCACCUUGCAGUCUACGCUAGGUGGUGUUAGUGCACCACGUCCUUCAACAAGCGUGCCUACCACUAGUCGUUUUACGGCCGUCCCUACUGCCCUUAAUGCCAACCGUCCUGUUGAUGCUGACUCCAACAUGCCGCCGUUCAAGAAAGCCAAGAAGCGGACCUCCCUCAUGUGGAUGUUUUUUGAGAAGAUGGAAGGGACGGAGAAGGCACGGUGCAUGCUUUGUUCGAACAAGGGGUCGAACGUGACCAUCUCGUGCAAUGGCGGCUGCACCACCGCAAUGAAGAACCAUGUUACGAGUCACCACGCACCUCAAUAUACAACAAUCACUGGUGAGGAUGUGGGAGCUGGUGGUAACCAAGACAUUGGGAAGGCGAUUCGUGGGAACACCAUGACACGGACAAGGAGAAUAGGAGGCGUUUGGUGAGGGUGAUUCUCAAGGGGAUUCUCUCCUUUAGGGCUCUCACUUGCCCCGAGUUGUUGGCAUACUU